UGUUUGAUCCUUUCUUCUCUGUUCCUCCCCUUUUUUCUGGCAACCACCUCUUAUCUCCAGACUGAACCGUAAGCAUGCACAUGCUCAGUUUGGUAUGUAUUUUUCUUGGGAGAGUACAUGUGAUCAGCACAGGGCCAAUCAGCAUUGUCCAGACAGAGGUCAGGGGUUUUGCAUCCUCCUAGAGCAGAAAGAAAAACUCCUUCUACAGGCUUUAGCUAGUGGUGGGCUGGACACUGAUGGAAGCCACAAGACUGUUCUAACUGCUGAUGAGAAAAUAUAUUUUGCAGUUUAUAUUUACUAA
This is a messenger RNA of Staurois parvus, 301 nucleotides long. The record is from the annotation of a GenBank genome assembly. Lineage: Eukaryota; Metazoa; Chordata; Amphibia; Anura; Ranidae.